Colletotrichum destructivum is the source of this 210-nucleotide messenger RNA. RefSeq lists its product as uncharacterized. The coding region runs from base 1 to 210 and encodes 69 amino acids. The record is from RefSeq and is a predicted model, not a curated record. NCBI's taxonomy places the organism in Eukaryota, Fungi, Ascomycota, Sordariomycetes, Glomerellales, Glomerellaceae. The transcript has a single exon.
AUGACUAAUCCUUCGUUUGCCAUACAUUUGAAUCAAGAUCAGUCUGGAUACAUUUCAAUACUUGGUACAGGCUUUUUGCUUAACUUCCAUGGUGUUCUUUUGAACGCGAGUCCUUCAACACUUCACCACCUAACCGCCAUGAAAUGUCUUCAAGUAUUUUGCAAAGUCCUUGUGUUUUCCCCUUCGCAAGUCUUGGGAUCACGAACUUGA